Messenger RNA from Dichomitus squalens LYAD-421 SS1, 1379 nucleotides. RefSeq lists its product as uncharacterized. The transcript has 9 exons. NCBI's taxonomy places the organism in Eukaryota, Fungi, Basidiomycota, Agaricomycetes, Polyporales, Polyporaceae. Gene Ontology annotation, molecular function: mRNA binding. Gene Ontology annotation, cellular component: mRNA cleavage and polyadenylation specificity factor complex. Bases 255 to 1379 code for a protein of 374 amino acids. Gene Ontology annotation, biological process: mRNA 3'-end processing. The record is from RefSeq and is a predicted model, not a curated record.
CGUCUCCGGCGGACUCGAACAACGGCUUUCCAUCCUCGUCGUGCUGUUUGUGAUUCUGAGGACUCUCGAAUACCUUGCGAAGUCAGCAAACUCCCUUGACGGUCCAGUGAAAGCAUUCUCCAACUCAACGCGCAACUACAUAACGCAACCUCAACCUGCUCAAGUCUAUCCGAAGUUUGAUCUCGCAGCCUCAACAUCCGUGAUUACAGCUUGAAGGUAUAGGAAACUUGUGACAGAAAGGAGCAUAGGACAAAAUGAGCAAAGUCGUCUUUGUGGGCAAUGUCCCUUAUAACAUGGCGGAAGACCAGCUCAUAGACGUCUUCAAAAGUGUCGGCCAGGUUGUUGGUCUGCGACUAGUAUUUGACAGAGAUACAGGCAAGCCUAAAGGGUAUGGCUUCUGCGAGUUUGCCGACCAUGAAACCGCAGCCUCCGCCGUUCGCAACCUCAAUGGCUAUGAAAUUGGCGGUAGGCCACUCCGAAUCGACCUCGCAGACUCGGAUCCGUUCCUUGAGGGCAAGACAACGGUGCGUGGCGAGAUCAUAGACGGUGGCGAGACACGCGCCCAAUGGCGCGAACGCAACGAACGGGAACGACAUGACCGCGACAGAUAUGGUGAUCACCACGACCGACUCGGUCGGAGUAACGACCCCAAUGCCUUCCUCCAACACUUGCCGAAAGGCGUCCCUCUCCCACAUGGGUCCAACGCGUUGGAUGCGAUCAGCCAUGUACUCGCGACCACUGACCCGGGUCAGAUUCUCGAAGUCUUGGCGCAGAUGAAGGCGUUCAUCAUCACACACCCUGAACAUGCUCGUGCACUAUUGGUGGCGCACCCCCAACUAGGAUAUGCGCUUUUCCAAGCACUUCUCCUGCACAAGAUAGUCGACCCUGCCAUCCUCCAACGCAUGCUCGCAGCCACUGGCGCGACAAUCCCCCCCGCAACGUCAGCGCCACCUCCAACACAACCCUCCCAUCCCGCUCCUCCUUCCUACAUGUCGACACCUGCGCUUCCGCCAGGGUCGAUGUAUGCGCCCCCAAUGCCACCCGCUCCUACCCCAAUGCAGCACCCCGCACCUCCAGUUCCGCCACCGAGUAUGUAUGGGCAGCCUCCGCCGCAAAUGCCUCCUUACUAUCGCGGUCCGCCGCCUCCCGCGCCCCCGCCUGUCGCGGCGCACCCACAGCAGAUGCCCCCCGCGCAUAUGCCUCCGCCUGUGAUGCACUCUCAACAGCCUGCGCCACCUCGUCUCCCCGAUCUCGACCAAGCGCAGAGGGACAUAUUGAUGCAAGUGCUGAACUUGACGCAAGAGCAGCUCAAUACGCUACCUCCGUCGGAACGAGACCCGAUCUUGCAGCUGAGGAGACAAUUCGGUGUCGACACUUGA